Messenger RNA from Cydia splendana, 6036 nucleotides. It is a transcript of the gene hop, whose product is annotated as tyrosine-protein kinase hopscotch. Lineage: Eukaryota; Metazoa; Arthropoda; Insecta; Lepidoptera; Tortricidae. Bases 4 to 3318 code for a protein of 1104 amino acids. The record is from RefSeq and is a predicted model, not a curated record. Gene Ontology annotation, biological process: cell differentiation; cytokine-mediated signaling pathway; cell surface receptor signaling pathway via JAK-STAT. Gene Ontology annotation, cellular component: cytosol; cytoskeleton. The transcript has 23 exons. Gene Ontology annotation, molecular function: ATP binding; cytokine receptor binding; non-membrane spanning protein tyrosine kinase activity.
ACGAUGGAAGGAGGCGAGACAGUUAAAGUGUCGGUAGUGAUUGAUCCUAAACCUAACAUAAUACCAUGUUCGAACACAUUUACCGCCGAGGAGUUGUGCAUAUUAUUAUGUAAACAGUACAAAAUACCACCACUAACCCGUACUUUAUUUGCGUUAAGAGUGAGAGGAAGAAAUUACUUUCUCAAAGAUAACACCCGCGUUUUAUCAAGCACAAGAGAUUAUGAACUAAGGAUUCGUUUCAAGGUGCCAAGAAUAGGACUUCUAAUUACAUUGGAUGAAACUACAUAUGACUACUAUUUUCAACAAGCAAGGAAUGAUGUUUAUGAAAACAAGAUACCUGAAGUCAAGUAUCCUGAGCACAAGCCGGACCUUCUGGGCCUGGGUAUUACUGACAUGACACGGGCAGUUGUAGAGAAGAAUAUGACGCCGAAAGAAGUGGUAAAGAAUUACAAGAAAUUUAUACCAAAAGUAAUAGUGACCAAACAUGGGCCGUACCCGAAGAAAUACGCACACGACUACCUGCCCAACCUAGUCUCCGUGGGAAAUAGUGCAAAUCGCGUGAAGAAAUUGUACCUCCAACAUUUGUACGGCUUGGCGCCGAACUACCUGGCGGAGGAGUUCGAUAGCGUGCUCUGGCGGAACGGCAACGACACGGUGCCCGUGCGCAUAGUCGUCACCCCCUUCCACCCCCACGAGCCGGGCAUCAGGCUCUACAACACUGUCACUAGAAAGUGGUUUCACAUGUGCUCGAUAGAAGAAUUAAUUUAUUUGACGCGAAACGGCGACCUUUGGUUAGAAGUUUCUAGAAGAGGAACUCCAUUAUUUUUCAAAUUUAAGUCGGAAGAGCAGUUGUCAUCGUUCAUCUCUGUUUGUGAUGGUUACUACAGGCUGAUGGUGAAAUGGAUAUUCAAUUUAUCUAAAGACGAUGAGACUCCGUCUCUGAAAGAAUUACAAAGAAUCAAAUGCCACGGCCCUGUUGGCGGAGCAUUUUCGUAUAGAAAGUUAGAGGAGAAGAGAGCUAAGAAACACGGCAGUUAUAUUUUAAGACAAUGUCAGGACGAUUACAACCUAUAUUAUUUAGACGUUUGUACAAAAAAUAGCACGACAGAAACGUACCGCAUAGAAUACCACGGCCACUGUUACACGUUCAACGAGCAGGAGUUCCACAGCAUCGAGAAGAUAAUCGAGUACCACCAGAACCCCGACGGCAGGAUAUUCUUGAACGAGUGCAUACCGCCCUCGGAGUAUGACAAAUCACAGUUGCUAUUGUGUGGUGAACCACAGAAGAAGGGUGUGAGGAUUGACCAGGCAGAGUUACAGGAAAUAUUAAAAGAUAACAAGAGCCCCCGUUGCUUGCCAAGCAAAGACAUACUGCUCUAUACUGGUUCUGAAAAACUAGGCUCGGAAGGUUUAACGGCGACUUUCAAAGCGCUGUGGAGACUUGAUGAAACUAAAAAAUUAGUAGUAGCGUUCAAAACGCUACAAAGGGAGAAGACUAAUGACUAUUUAAAGGAUUUCAUCGAGCUGGCAAGCAAAUGGGCGUGCGUGCAAUCCACCUCCAUCGUGCGUUUGUACGGGAUCACUCUGAGUUCGCCGACUGCCAUGGUGCUAGAGUACCUGCCGUACGGACCCUUCGAUGACUACCUCAGGGAGCACGGUUCGACGGUGUCGGUGCUGAUGCUGAAGAAGGUGUCGGCGACGCUGGCCCGCGCGCUGUGGGACCUGAGCGAGGCGGGCGUGGUGCACGGGAGCGUGCGCUGCUCGCGCCUGCUGCUGGCCGCGCGCGACUCGCGCCUGCAGGUCAAGCUCGCCGGCCCCUCGCUGCGCCGCUACACCGCGCAAGAUGUUCACUGGAUCCCGGUGGAGUUGCACUCGGACAUGAGCCUGGCGCGGCGCUCGGUGGCCGCCGACAUCUGGGCGUUCGCCACUACCCUGUGGGAGGUGUUCUCCUACGGCCAGUCUCCCACCGACACCAACCCCAUCCUCACGGCGAGGAGCUACGAGAUGGGCGAGCGACUCAUGAGGCCGGCGCGGUGCCCGAGCGAGGUGUGGGCGCUGCUGCGGCCGUGCUGGCAGCCCGACCCGCCGCGCCCGCAGGCCAUCAUGCGGGACAUCAACCACAUGCUGCACGCCGAAUACGUACCUGUACAUCAAUAUGAAGAACCAAAGAUUUCUCUAGACAACAACAUGGACCACGCAGAUACUGUUUCAAGUGACAGAUUCAUUCCGAGCGAGAGCGACGCCGGCAGCAACAAAUCGUUGAUAUCGGAGGACAGCAGCGUGCAGUCUAUGAACGGAACGCUCUCCGAACAGUACAAUAAUUCGUUCGGCGACAGCCUGCGCUUCAACUCGCUGGGGUCGCUGGGGCUGCCGUACGGGCUGCGCGGCGGCGCGUCGGCGCGCUCGCUGAGCUCCGCGGGUGGCGCGGGCGCGGCGCUGGACGAGCUGCCCGGCGCGCAGCCGCGCCUCAUGGAGUCCAUCGUCAGCCAGGGCAAGACCUACCUCGUCACGCUCAACCGGAGGAUCGGCAGCGGUAACUACGGGCACGUGUUCAAGGGCGUGAUGGAGUGCGACAACCAGGAGUCGGACCGCAAGGAGGUGGCGGUGAAGAAGCUCACGCGCAACGCCGCCGAGCGCAACUCCACGCUCUACGAGGACUUCAAGAACGAACUCGAGAUCAUGAAGUCCCUGGUGCACGUGAACAUUGUGGAGAUCCUCGGCUACUCGUGGUCGGGCGGCGACGUGCUCAUCGUGAUGGAGUACCUCGAAGAGGGCUCGCUCAACUACUACCUCAAGUUCCAGGGCGACAAGCUGCGCACCGCGCACCUGCUCAAGUACUGUCUCGACAUCGCCUCUGGCAUGGACCACGUGUCCUCGAAAGGAAUCGUGCACCGCGACCUGGCGACGCGCAACAUCCUCGUGGUGAACAAGUACCACGUGAAGAUCUCCGACUUCGGGCUCGCGCGGAUCCUGCCGCGGGAGGAGGAUAACUACCGGCUCAAGACGCUGAGGCUUCUGCCCGUCAACUGGUACGCCCCCGAGUCUGCUGUGAAACCGUACAGUUUCUCGACGAAGAGCGACGUCUGGUCUUACGGCGUGACGGCGUGGGAGAUAUUCACGCGCGCGGCCGUCGAAGUGCCCAAGUUUGACGACGAGCGGCCCCUGGAGAGAGCCUCCUGUUUCCCCAACCCGAAAGACUGCCCCUGGGAGCUAUACGAGCACCUCAUGAAGAUCUGUUGGAAGCUCGACCCCAAGCAGCGGCCGACGUUCAUCAACCUCGUGCACACUUGCAAGCGCUUCAUGGAAGAGUACAAAUGAGGUACUGCGUCAUAGCUAGGCCGAAAGGUAACGAUUAAACCAUAUAGGGGUCGCCUAUUGCGAUGUAUAUAAACCACAUGCAACUGACCAAAUAGAUGUGCUGUUAACACAUUCGCUCCCAUAUAACUAAAAAACAGACAACAGCAUUUUAGUAAUUAUAUGGCUAUUAAGGGCUAUUGUUGAAGCGCACCAUUGUUUGCUUGACUGAACAAGUCUAUUCUUUCAGUUGCCUGUUGAGUAGGUGCGGUAAAGGAGAUUUAUGCGAUUGUCAUACUGUAUACCAAAUUGAUGUAGUUGAGCAACUGCAGCACUUGAAUUUUUAUGUAUAUGACAAAUUUUGCCUCACUUGCCUUUGGAAGAUCGUUUGGUGUUCUUAUUUUGAGUGUACGGGAGGAAACGUGCAAUUAUGUUUUUUUUCUAUCAUAUAAGCGCUCUAAUUUUAUAUUUUAACAUAGCACAUUAAAUCAUCUUUUGGUUUGUUACAUUCUGCUCCGAAGUUGUUUGUCAGACUUCAAAUGCUUGCCGACUCGUAAUCAGAAAUGAUAAUUUUGAAUGAAAAGUCGUAUAAUGGACAGGUAGGAAGAGUGUUGCUCACAAAAAAGACACGGUAACAGAACAGCAGCAGCUCAAGCAAGUCUGCUGCAAAUUACCGAAAAUAUAUCGAAAUUAUAGUGUUCGUUAAAACAAUAAAAGUAUAUAUUACAAAAAUUUUGGAAUUCGAAAAUAACGUGUUCUGAUAAUGUAGUAGUUUAUUAACAUGUACCUCAUGUUUCGUGUUAUUGUGUCUCUUUCAUGAAUGACUAAACGGGUAAAUCAUCGUUAUCAUGUAUAAUGUUAUGUUGUAUUAUAUAUUGUAAUAACGACGCGAUCAUUAUUUCAUUCAACGACGCGUGCUCUAAGUUAUACAUUUUUAUAAGUAAUGAUCAUAUUGUGGUUCCUGAAAGCAUUUUCAUCUGUAUCUUUUUCAUAGUUUCAUUUUAUACUUUUUGUAGUCUUAUUUAUUUGUAAGUGAUUUUACUCAUAUUGUUUUAUUGAUUUAACGAGAGAAAGUUGGCGAGAUAAUGGUUGCAAUAUAAUUUUAAUGUUUUAUAAGAUCUAAUUGUUAACAUAAUUUUAAUAUUUGACUCUAGGAUAGUUUAUGGAUUGAAGGCUUAGUGCUUUUGCUGCUUUCGAUAUUAGUAAAGUUAAAAAAAAUAUCGCACUUUUGCCUUAAUUCAGUGCGAAGAGUUGCCUACUUUUUGGCCUUUUAUUUACUAUUUCCUCGUAAAAUGGAAUAAUGCAAGCCAAGAGGUAUAAUAAUUCACGAUAAGCAACGAAAAGAGUUUUCGUUUUCCAUCACAUUGUCACCUCUAUCUGUUUUCAUUGGAAGGUGGAAGUAUUAAAGGUCCAAAACCAACAACUUGACUGCGUUUGCCAAGUUUAAUGUGUAGUAUAAUGGAUUUUAAACAAUUUAUUGCACUCGUGUGUAAUUGUUCUGUAUUUAUAAAUCUAAUUGGUUAGGUACCUAUUUACAAAAUUAAAAUUGGCAGCCAGAGGGACGAUUUCUGUUUUAUUAUAAUAAUAAACAAACAGCAAACACACCCCAAUGCGCAAACAUAGUAACGUAUACUUUCGUGUAAUAUCAAGUCAAAGCGUCACGAGAAAUGGAAUAGAAAUCCCUGAUGCAUCUAAUGAGGACAGAUAUGUGUCAAUUUAUUCAUGAUUCCUCUAGGGAACCCUAUGCCUAGCUCAGAUCGAAUCUUGCAUCUAUGUUCCAUGUAAUCCUGUAAUCUAGUGUUGAAGCAGCAGAAAGUAUCUAAAAUUAACCGGAAAUGUUUGCUAAAGAGCUUGGAUACUGUACAAAUUAUGUAAUUAUUAAACUACUAGAGUACGUUAAUUAUUAAAUACGCAAUGUAUGUUUUGAGAAGCUUAUUAUAGACUAGAGUCCCAGUACAGGGAAAUAAUAACAGGUGUUUUCAAGGGUAAAUGAAAUGAUAUCUCUUUUUUUUUGUUAGCCUGGUUUAGUGUCCCACUGCUGGGCAAAGGCCUCCCCUCCUUUCCUCCACUCCACCCUAUCGUUUGUACGUUCCCGCCAAUCCGGAUUAAAUGCGUCCAAGUCGUUUUUAAUAUCUCAAUAUGUUUUCGAAAUAAUUUAGAACGAAAGGUUAUUCUUUUAAAGGUUAAAAACCCUACCCUACAAUCCGAGGAGCUUGUCUGCCAAGUGUGUUUGUCUUAAAUCCUAACACGAUUCAUUCGUACCUAAACCUGCGAUGUUCUAGUCUAUGAAAAGUUUCUUAAGUAAUACUAUUAAAUUUUGCUAGUCCAAUUGUACUAGACAAAUCUCUGCAGUCAUCGUAAGAAUAAUUUUAACCACAUUUUACCCUCAUAGCGUGAUCAGUCUGAAUUUUCAUUUCCUAAGAAAACAAUCUUUACUGUGUGUGUCAUAUAUUCAUAAACAUGUACAGUUGAGUUCAAAAACAUGUUUACAAGCCAACGUUAUAAAAAUAUAUUUGCACGCUUCUAAGACACUGACAAUACUGUCGCGUAAAUAUAUUUUUGGAACGUUAGCUUGAAAAGAUGUUUGUAAACUGGACUGUAGGUACAAUUGAAGUUUUAUCCUUAGAAAUAUUUUUGUUUUACGCAUAGGUAUACGCAGUAUAUUUUUAAAAUGGAGAUAAUCUGUACUGUCAGAUAAAAUAUAUAAACGACGAUGAUGUAGAGUCGCCUUCAGAUAUAUCG